Molecule: messenger RNA, 5035 nt
Organism: Hyalella azteca
Lineage: Eukaryota; Metazoa; Arthropoda; Malacostraca; Amphipoda; Hyalellidae
Exons: 8
Coding region: 42-3599 (1185 amino acids)
Biological process (GO): mitochondrial protein catabolic process; mitophagy by internal vacuole formation
Cellular component (GO): mitochondrial outer membrane
Source: RefSeq, a predicted model, not a curated record
AUUUAUGACAGUUUCCUUUUUAUUAUUUAUAUAAACUGCCAAUGGAAGCAUCAUUAAGAGUAAAUUAUUUUAACUCAACAAUGGCCAAUCCAAUGGCCCCCAGCGGUCCAAGUCUGUCCCGACUGAACAGAUAUUUUGAUGUGCAUCCUCCACCCCACGCUCCUCAAUACCACACCCGAACAGGGCGCCCCACACCUCGUACAGGAGGCCCCAGGACCAACAACUGCUGCGGGGACACAUGUUCAAAGAAGCCCUGCAGUGCCUCCAAAAGCUGCACCCUUCCUCCCAGGGCGCCAGGACACAACAGCAGCGGGCACCAAUAUGACACCAAUUCUUCCAAUACAAAUAUAUUGGAUAUCCCAAAGAGCAAAAAUUUAGGCAGUGGCAGCUGCUGCUGCAGCAACAGCAACUGUUGUGUGGGUCCCGCCAGCGUAUCAGGUCCUGCCAUCAAGUGUUCUAUUGACGGAGCCGCUUGCAAGACUUCCACUUGGACCUACAAACAUGUGUCUCCGAAGAACGGUGGAGUAACUAUAAUCGAAAAAGGCUCCCGAGUGCGACCAGACAAGCAAGCCAGACGUCCUUUAACAAAACUGAACUGGAGGAACAGUCCAAAAUCAAAAGGAUUCACUCCGUCAAAAGAUUAUUUGGACUUGGAUACACGGCCUCAUUUCUCGGCAGCGUCCAGCGAAGUGUCCCCGCGACUUGCAGUGAAGAGAGUAACGCUUUUGGCAAGUCAUCAGCAGUUCCGCGACGCCGCCGAGUUCAUCCAUCGCCUCCCCGGAGUUACGGUUCGUUCAGCUUUAACUGAUCUACCCAUGGACACGCUGGUAGAGGCGAUGCCUCUCUCCCUGCCAGUCAUCGAAGCCAUCUACUGCACUGCCGGCGAAGUUUCCGCUGAAGUUCUUCACGUGGAACGCGUCGUCUGGCAGAUGGUGAGAUUUUUUGCUCAACAAGAAGAGUGUCUGACCGGAGACAUCAGGUGGGAAUUUUGCGGUCCUUUCGUCAAUCUGUGCCGCGAUGUUCUCAGGGUCGUUGCCAAGAUCCAGCCGAGUUUGAGGAGGACGUUACUACAUCGCAGACGUCAGUUAGAACGGGCCAUUGAGGGCAUGGGUCAUCACGGCCUAGUUGGAACGUCGGACGAAUCUCUAACAAGCCUUCACGAUGCACUCAAGCUCGAGUUUGAAAAAGUGGUGAAGUCCUACACAGCAGCCCUGGCAACUCUCCAAGAACUCGGUACUGGCAAUAAAGGACAUAAUAUUAGCAAAGGUCCAGCACCAAUUCAAGCGUCUCAUCAACGCCAGCUGUCUAUUGCUCCACAAGACAUUCAGGAGCGGUUAAUCAAGAAUAAAUCAUUGCUAAAUAUCGUCGAACCAACCCUCGGCAACCAUUCCCUUGACAUACUGCUAGGGAUCCUCCAGCGAAGAAUUGAGCAUGACAAGGACGCUCUCUUCCAAUUCACGCAGCUCAGGAAAGAGGCAAAAGACAUUCCCGCCGACGCCGUAGUGGCGCCCAUCAUCAUGCGCUACGCCCAUGGAUGUGAUCAGGUGCUGGAGAUGCUGCGUGAGGCCCUGGAAGAGACUGGAUACGACCUGAUGGCGGACGACGAUGAAGGCAGUGACGUGAGCGGCUACCACAGCGACAGCGACUCCACCAUCAUGAUGUCCGGCAACUCCCCCUACAUCACCAAACAUGCCAGGUUCAACUUCCUCACACGAUCAGUGCGGGAUCGAAGUCACGUGGGGACGAGAAUGGCGCUGCCGAUGAGUGGGUCGACAAUAGCUUCGUCGGCGCUCUCAUCGUCGGCGCUUUCUUCAUCGCAAACGUCAUCAGGACCGUCGUGCGCGAGCAGCGCGGUGGGGUCUGACACGCAGAGUCAGCCCGGCAGCGACGGCGGCCGCGUCCACGAGUCCGCCGCUAAGGGCCCGUCGCCCUCAGACCCCCGAGGGGCUGAUGACGCGCAGUCCAUCCUGAAGGCGCCCUCAGAGGCUCCUUCAGGAGUCUCCACCCUCGCAGACACAGGCGGUUCACAGUCGGAGUUGGAAGCUUUACGGCGGGAGCUGUCGCAGGCGCGGCAGACGAUCCGUUUGAUGCACGAGCGGGAGAAGGAGUACAGAGACAGGCUGAGCGAGCGCUCGAAUGGCUUGUUGGGCGAGGCACCAGCGAGGGUGCGGGUCACCUACACAAACAACCUAAACUCGUCUAAUGAAAACGAAAAUAAAAACCCAAACAAAGUCAAUAUCGCCAACAAAUACUCUAAUGAAGAAAAAUUAACAGCUCACGGCAACAAUUUUCUCAGACGUAAAGAAAACGCACGAAGAGAUUUCGGGCGCAGUAGAAGCGUAGUUGAUCUGGUCGAAGAAACUUCCACCUGCUCCCACAUGAACAAAUCUUGGGCUCAGACCUACAGUCGUGAAUAUCCAAAAGGAUAUCUUAAUAAAGACUUGAAGCAAAGACUGCAGAAUUCCUCUAAAGACAUAUACGCCGAGCCUCCUACCGGUACAAGAGUCGAAAUUAAACAGCACUUGCCGUCCACAGCAACUACUUUCAAAAGUCAAGAACUUGACGCAGGAUGUGAAAACAAACGGAAUGCAGAUGAAAAUUUUACCAUUUGUGAUAACAAUAAAUUAUCAGACGUUUCAGGGGCGAACUUUGAACAAACACGAUUGCCUGCCGCGCGAGGUAGCAAUUUCGACAUCAGACGAAUGUCUACAGAGCACGUUACGAAUAGCGACAAUCAAAGAACGUCAGCCCAACAACGAACAAACUUUGACCGUAAGCGAACUGUCCCACCGCAAGGAACGAAUAAAGCUAACAUCAAACGUACGUCAGUUGGACUAGAAGCCAAUCUUAGCGGACGGCUUGACAAUUUAGCUUUGGGUGACCACAGACCGACUGCGUUGGUCCGGCGCUACGCCAAUCUCUACACGCAGACUCGCGUAGAAACGCUCGACGCCCUCGAUCAGCUCACGGAAAUGAGGAACGCUCCUGAGCUGAAGAGCAAACUCCUCUUCAGUGUCGUCGUGCUGGCGUUCCGGUCCACAACGGCCACCGCAUCCGCGCUCCGGCAGGACGUCCGCAAAAUCCUGCAGGUGCCCUCAUCCAACAAUCCGGCGUUCCCGCCCUCCAUAGUUUCUGCUUUGCGAUCACCCGGACUGCUCCCGGACUCAAAAUCCGGUCACCCGGACUCCCCUGUCGCUCUGGCCAAUUCUGUGAAAGGUUUGGCCGCAGGGGGCGAUUUAUCGGCGCUGGAAGCGGCCAUGGCCUCGGUUAUCACGGCCAAUGUGGACAGCCACGAUCUCACGCAAAAUGUUGAGGACGUGUGCCACCAAAUCUGGGCGACGCUCUACGACUACCCAGGCCUGAAGACCUGCGAGGGCUUGCUGCGCUACGUCAAGGACUGCGUCCGUGUAGCCUGGGGACUGGUGAACCAAAGUCCCCCGUACUGCAUCGAAUACGAGUCCCGUGCCUACAAUGACAACCUGCACGUGCGUUUCCAUACCUCCGACCCUGAUACGACCACCAUCCACACGUAUCUCUGGCCGGCGCUGACGGAGGGAGUGUCAGGGCCGUGUGUGCAGAAGGGGGUUGUCAUCACCUAGAAUAUCUCUGGCCGGCGCUGAAUGAGGGAGUGUCAGGGCCGUGUGUGCAGAAGGGGGUGGUCAUCACCUAGAAUAUCUCUGGCCGGCGCUGACGGAGGGAGUGUCAGGACAGUGUGUGCAGAAGUUAAGGGGUUGGUAAUCACUUAGAACAGUUAUUAGAGAUCAAAUACUUGGUAUUAUGCACACAUAAUUUACAGACGAUAUAUAAUCAAGGGCGAAAAUUUUUAGGUGGAAAAUAUGCUCGAUAAAAAAUGUAUGAAUAUUUGUUGAGUAUAAAUAGCUACAAUUUCAAAAAUUAUCUAUGGUUCGCACAAGAAGUAUAUUAUAAUCAGUGUUUAUAAUCUAAGAAGUUCUAUGUGGAAAUGUCUUAAUAGUAUAUGAGGAAUAAGUUAAAAUAGUUCGUAUUGUGAACAUCUUGGUACAACAAGGGCUGUCGGAAGUUGAACGAUGUCUAUUUUAAAAAUGACUUAGGAUUAAAUUAUCUUGAAGCGAGAGAAUCUUAUAAAAAACAAUGAAUAUUUACUUACAAAUAAAAAAACUUUGACUGAUAAAAGCUCAGAGUUCAGAAACUGAUUUUAUACGAAUGUGAGAAACACAACCGAAAAUAUGUUUCGAUGAAUAAUUUGUGAUGAACAGGCCUGUUUGCCGACAAAUUAUAAAGAGAAAAUUGCAUUUUAUUCGUAAAAAUUCUUGCAAUCAAAUGUUAGUUGUUCGUUAAUAUCAUCACAAUGCAGCUUAUUAUCCUUCUUGAUCCCAAUGUUCUUAACAUUCUCAAUUAUAUAAAAAUUAUUGCGCUUUUCAGGUACGGAAAUUUCAAGUCUUUUUUCAUUGCGGGAGAAAUUUGGUUUGUCGACGAGUAAGCGUGGAUAAUUGAAUGAUGUUAAAUUGUUUAAGGGAGAAUUUCCAAGCUCUUUUUAAAUGUAUAAGCUUGAAAUAAUAAAUAUUAGAUCUAGUAAAAGGCUGCCUCAGCAACGUAUCUUCUAUUAUGUAUAUCUAACUCAGCUCUGAAGAAACUUUUUUCUCGAGUUUAGUUCACUAGUUUAUUAUAAGCCUCAUACUUAAAUAAGAAUCGCAUAUACAAAUUGUUCUUAUUAGAAAUAUUUUUUAGUAUUAUAUAAUGAGUUAUUUCUUCUUAUUAAACUUACUUUUACUAAGCAUUUAGGACGAAUAAUUCCUGUACAUAUCCGUCCUAUAACAAUACAAGUUAUUGUACAUAUCCGUCCUGCAGUAAUGCAUGUAUGCGCGUUAAGAAAUACUUUUCGAUGGCCAUAAUCCAUUAUACAACUUAUAGAAUUAGUUGAUGCAUUCUCAGUAACAUUGACAUGCAGGAUGAAUUACAUGAGACGUUCUCGAUAAGUUUCUCUAAGAGCUGUAAAUUUUUAUUGAAUAUGGUUCGAAAUAAAAUGUUAACCAAUAAUAUUAAGUUUCAAUAAAUU